Messenger RNA from Brassica napus (rape), 2874 nucleotides. RefSeq lists its product as uncharacterized. The record is from RefSeq and is a predicted model, not a curated record. The coding region runs from base 1738 to 1962 and encodes 74 amino acids. Lineage: Eukaryota; Viridiplantae; Streptophyta; Magnoliopsida; Brassicales; Brassicaceae. The transcript has a single exon.
AAACCGUGAACGACGGAUCAAAACUUCUCCCUUGAAAACAGCAAUGAACAAUCCUUGGUGAAAAUGGAUUUCUCAAAGUUGGAAGCUUCUCCAGCUUUGAAGAAAUGUAGUAACAUUUCGUUAAACCUUUGCCAUUAGCACACAUUUAACUUCUUCUCUUCAUUUUUUUGCUAGAGAAAGUGGCAUAAACCAUGCUUAAAUCAAACCAUACAUUUUGUUAUUGUUAGAUAUCUGUCGUGGUCUUAACCUCUAAUAAUGUGAUGUAUUAGAUGUGUAUGCGCUAAGCAUUGUGAUUGUGUUAAGGUAAUGCAUCUAACUUUGGAACCUACUAGUGCGUGUGAUCCGAAGAAAAAUGAAAGAAACCUUUUGAAAUUUAGAUCAGUAUAUAUAUAUAUAAACGUUUAUAUAUAAAUAUGUUUAAUGAUAGAAGAAGAAGAUUCCAAAUGAAAAAGGAGAAGAACAAACAUUAGGCUUUCGUCAAAGAACAUUUGAUUUGAUUUUUAAUUUGUAUAUAUAGCCAAAUUUUUACAAACAAGGAACACACUUAGUCCACGUGAAAUAGAAAAGCGAAGAGUUAUAGCUUUUCAUGCCUAACCCGUCAUUUGUUCGUUUUUUUUUCUUUUGUAUAUUGUUUAAAUAAACUCCCUACAUGGAUGGGCAUCCGAUCUGAUUUAAUCCGUAGCCACCCAGAUAUUAGGUGUUCCAUAUAUCCAAAAAUUUUUUGAUUCGAUCCGUAAAAUAAAUAAAAUAUCAAAUCUAAAUAAAUAAUCUAAAAAAUAAAAUAUUAAUAUUUUAUUACAAUAAUAAAAAGUUAUUAAAAUUACAUAUAUAUAUAUCUUUAAAUAUAUAUAUAUAUAUAUGCAUGUAACAGAUCGAAUCGGAUAAAUGUUCCUAAAAGUAUUAGUAUUUGUGAUUUGCUUCGUUUUUUUACGGAUAUUGCAUAUUAAUAUUUACUUUGGUUUGAAAAGUUACGGAUGUCUAGAUAUUUUGGUUCGAAUCAAAACGGAUGACGAAUCAAAUAAAAUUUACGGAUAUUUUGCCCAGCCCACCUACAUGAACAAUGAUAAAUGAGAAUUAAACACUGCAGAUUAUUUUAACAUAAUUUUGGAUUUAACAAGUUUAAUUGAACGACCAGUAAAAUCUUAAGCUAUAAAAAAACUUUUUAAGAACCUACAAAGCAAAUCAAGCUGUUCAUUUUAGUAAUAUUAGGGGUUUGACUAUUCUAAUCAGAAUUUAGUAUGGUCAACAUAAAACAGGUAAAUUUCCUCGAAAAAUCUAAAGUUGAAGUAUGUAUGCAAGUUAUUUAAAUUUCUUAAAGACAGUAUUUCUUAAAGGGAUAGCCAGAAAUUUCUUAAAGACAGUAUUCUUUCUUGACCUAUAAAAUUUUAAUAAACCCCUGGCUAACCUUGAACUUUAAGUUUUAAAUUAUUCCAAAGAAUAUAAAAUUUGUUAUCAUAAAUUAUAACAAAGUCCGUCUGAUUAUGCCAACACUUAAACACCGAAUCACAUCAAAAUUCCACAGUUAAUCGUGUUUGACCAUGCAUGACUUUGUAGAAGUCUUCUCUUUUAAUUUUCAUAAAGAACACAUAUUCUUCAUAGAACCUUAUAGUCAAACCGAAUUACUUAUGAAAAAGUCAAUGGUCUUACGUACGAAUUUAUCAACUAUAAGUAGGAAACCUAUUCACGUUAAACAACUCAAUCUCAUCCACACUUAAAACAUAUCUUAGCUAGAGAGAGAUGGCUAGACACUUAGAAGAUGUAAUGAGCAUGGCGACAACAACACAGUUCCAUGUUAGUUACCUUGUUCAUGUUGUGUUCUUGGCUCUAUUAGGCUGCUGUGUCCUCUCGGCCGUAUUACUCUCUUGCGCCGAUGGAGCUUCCGACGACAGAGCCACUUCUGGUAACACACCCGCUGCCGGAGGUUGUGGCGGAGCCGGUUGCGGCGGUGGUUGUGGAGGUUAAGAGUUCCUUCAUCUUCAUCGUGGAAACAGAAUAAUAAUCGAUUAUUUUUCAUAUUAUGGUUUGUGUAGUCAGCUUACGUUUUAUUGUUAUACAGCUCUUUCGUUGCUUUUCUCAUAAUAUAAGAAUAGACCGUAUAAAUAAAUCGUAUUAUUAAAGCAUAAAAUACUAUUUCUUGAAUUUCGAUUUGAAGUUAAAAUACAUAAUGAUAUUAAUUUGUUGCUAAACAUUGCAUCUAAUUAAGAACACAAACAAAACUGGUACUAUCUUUGUUUUUUUCAUGAGUUGCUUUAUUUCUAAGCCAGAUCCAAAUCCUAUUUCGAAGCCUUAAUUUCAGGGGAGAAGAGAUUCAUAAUCCACAAAAAAACAAAACAAAUAUGAAAUUACCAUCAAAUCUUAGGAUCCCUCAUCCAGAAAAGUUUCUUCAUGCGUUGAUGUGAUUAGAUUCUUUAGACCUAAUGAUCUUGGCUUGUAGUUUCUGCAUAAAAUCUGGAUUGGCUUGGAGUCUUUGUUUCACAUUCAAAGUCUUUGUAGAGUGUGCUUCCUCGAAAUCAGAUUCAAAGUCUUCAUCUUUCACUCUUUGAAAGGUUGCUUUGGAGUGAAUCCAUCACUUUAUCAUCUGUAUCACCGUGUUUGUCAACAAGUCUUCUCUGUAGAAGUGCCUCAACAACUCCGUGCAAAGUGUCUUCAUUUCCUUCGUUGAAGUACUUCUCUAUACGUACUUUAAGCUCUGAAACCACCAAUAUCUUGACUCAUUUCAUCAAAUAAUUAACUGAAAUUCCAAAUCUUGAAUCGGUGGAUAAUAAUAAAAAACAGUACUUUACAUCUAUCUAUGUUGUAAGUAAAUAUGUUUUGUAGAUUAAAAAAGGUUUAUGUGAAGGUAUGAAGUUAUGUGGAACUCGUGUUUGAGUAGCA